CUCGGCUCCCGACGCUGGCGCUGUUACUGGGGCGACAGCGUCGUGACGUGGCGUCAACGGCCGUCGGGCGACUGCUGGCUUUCGGCGCUGGUAGCUGCCGUCGCCGGUCGUCGGAGCCCGCCCUUUCCUUUCAGCACAAAUGUCCGUUUGUAAAACAGCAGGGCUGGCGUCUGCAGGAUUUGCAGGCUUCAGUCCUGCAGGAAGUACGGGAGGCUCAGAAUUUCCAACGUGUUCACCUUAGAGCCAGCCACGGCAGCGCCAGCCCACCCAGUAGCCUGAGUGCCCGCAGCGUCAGCAGGGAGGAAUACAGAUUUUUCAUCUAUAAUUCAGAAGCUAAGUAAAUAACAAAAUGAAGCCAGUAAAGCAUCUGUUGACCUCUAGUAGUAAAUUGGUAAACGUUCCAGAAUUAACAUUUAAGAAAGGACUAUUUAAUUCACCAUUGUCACCUAAACCAAAGGAAAAACAUAGUGCAAAAGUAGUACGUGAUAAACUUGAACCGAUGAUCUUAAAAUCUCCACCAACGGGAGAAUCCAUUGUAAGGUAUGCUUUGCCCAUUCCGUCAAGUAAGACAAAGGAGUUAAUAGCAGAAGAUGAAUUGAUCAGGAAAAUUACCAAACAUCUGAAGAUGGUGGUUUCCAGUUUGGAAGAAACCUAUGGAUAUGGCACUCAAAAUGGAGAAAAAGCAGUUGUGAAGCCUGAAAAUGAAGAAUUAAACUUUUCUGUUGGGGAUGAUCUGACUUCAUUCUUAAUAUGUUGUUCACAAUUUGCAACUCAGUUAGAAGCAGCAGCUAAAGAAGAACAUAAUAUUUUGGAAUCUCUUUUUAAGUGGUUUCAGCGACAGGUCAAUCAGAUGGAAGAGAUAAGCAAAGAUCAAACUUUUUCAGAAGCAGAGUUUCCAACACCUGAUAAAACAGUCAGUUUAAGCAUUGCACAAAUAGUAAAGCAGGUACACAAACUUGAAGAACUGAAAAAUCGCCUUAAAGAAGGGUCUAAAGGCAACUUCAGAGAACUGUUGUCUAAACCCAAGGAUAGUGGAAUUCCACCAGAAGAUGUGCAAACUUAUGAAACUGUGAAGCAGAAAAUUGAAGAAUUCAUAAAAACACACUCAACUGAAGAAAUUACAGAUGUUUCUGUGACUGAGCCACAAACUUCUCCUGUAACUAAUCAAUUGAAUACCAUGUUGAAAAUAUUUGAAAAUCAGGCAAAUAAAUUAGAAAGAGCUAUGAAUGAGCAACUGAUGUUAGAGGCUAAAUAUACACAGAUUCAAAGUGAUCUCCAAGUAUUAUCAGAGGAGAAAUUAAUUCUGGAAAAUGAACUACAAAGGUUGAAAAGUACAGAGAAAACAAAGGCUACAAGUGAGCGAACAAAGAAAGUUAUGAAAACAGAGAAGAAAAAGGACAAAGGAAAGUCUGAAGAUUCAGAAGCGAAGAAGUCUGUAGGGAAAGAGCUUAAAGUGAAAGAAAAUAUGCCUCAAGUCCAGAAAGUAGCACAUGCUCUGGAAAUUGAGAACAAAGUUCUUCGGGAACAGCUGAAACAAGCUUUACAGGAAGCUGAAAGAGCUAAGCAGCAACUUGCCUAUUUCCUAAAUCAAGAAAAGGAGUUUCUUAAAAGUGAGGCAAAGACCAAGACAACCACAGAAAUGGGUACUGGUAAAUUAAAAGUUAAAGGUGAAGAUUCAAAAUAUAUACUAUUGGAAAAUGAAACAAGAAAAGCAGUAGUGGGCGAUUCAGGUGGACAAAAAACAAAUGAUAAAAUUACAUAUCCACAGAUCCUCAAGUCUCAAGAUGGAUCAUCUUUUUUAAAGACUGCAAGUGAACAUUUAACUGAUGAAGAUCUAUCCCGUAUAGUUUCAUCAAAGAACUAUGAUAAAACAUUCACAACAAUGUUACAGCAUGAAGAAAUUAAAGAUGCACAGUCUGUUGGAAAAUUGCUUCAAGAGAAUGAAAUGUUUGCAGCAUCAUUCAUCUCACCUUCUGUUGUUCAAAGAAGGGUACUGGGUACUGACAUCUCAAAGGUGGCUGAUAUUUUAGAAGAGAAAUUAAAAACUAAGCUUGAAAAACAAACUUACCAAGAAGCAAGAGGAUUUCAAGCUCCUGGUAGAAAAUUAGAUGAAAAUCCUCUGCUUAAGAAUGAAACACCAUCAGAAGCUAAAAAACGAUUGUUGAAACCAGAAACUGCUAGAGCAAAUAGACGCAAUGCGUUUCUUAUAACAGAGCCAAAAGCUAUAACUAUUGAUGAUCAACUGUCUGAGGAUAUAGCUUCAGUUUUAACCAGGCAGUCUCAAGUUAACCUUGAAGCAUCAGGAAGUGGCAGUUUUGAUAGUUAUGAUGAAGCAUCAUAUGAAAAGGUUAUGCUUAACCAUCAGGAUUUGGUGUCAAAAACCCAAAUGCAAGUAAAGAAGCAAAGAACUCUCAAAAAGGAAAGACUCUCUACUCAUGAUAAAGUACGAGAUAAAAAGCGUGUGCAUGAGAAUCUAGAUUCAAAAAUCCAACAACAUGUAAAGAAAGGAAAAAGUCACAGAAGGGAAGGACACACUACUUGUGAUGAUGUAUCAGAUGAAAGUCUCAUGUUUAUGCAGCAAGACUUAAAGUUAGAAACAGAAAUUCAUGUAGAGAAACAAAAAUCCUCUGGACCUGAAAGUGUCACUAGUGAUAAAGUCCCAGAUGAAAAUCCUGUGCUUGAGCAAGAGUCAAUGUCAGAAACUCAACUGGAAGUAAAGAAACAAAGACCUUCUAAAGAAAGAAGACUCCGCUCUCAUGAAAAAAUAUCAGAUGCAAAUCUUAUGCAUGACCAUCAAGAAUCAAUGUCAAAAAGCCAAAUGACGGUAAAGCAACAAAAAGAGAAAAAACACACUCAAGAUGAAGUACCAGAUGGAAAUCAUAUGCUUGACCAUCAAGAGUUAAUGUCAGAAUCAGAGAUUCAAGUGAAGAAAGAAAGCUUUCACACAGGGGAAAGAUUUACUAUUUAUGAUGAUGCUCCAGACAAAACUCCUGUGCUUCAGCAUCAAGAAUCAGUGCCAAAACUUCCAAUACAGGAACAGAAAACUUCCAAAGGAGAACACAUCACUCAGGAUGAAGUACUAGAUGGAAAUCCUAUGUUUGAGCAUCAAGACUCCAGGUCAAAAUCAGAGAUUCAAGUGAAAAAACCAAGUUUUCACAAAGGAGAAACACUUACUACUUCUGAUAAUGAUGUGCCUGACCAUACUCCUGUGCUUCAGCAUCAAGAUUCAGUGUCAAAACUCCCAGUGCAAGUACAGAAACAGAUAACUCCCAGAGGAGGAAAGCACAGUACUCAGGAUGAAGUAUCACAUAGAAAUCGUAUUCUUGAUCAUCAAGACUCAGUGUCAAAAUCAGAGAUUCAAGUAAAGAAACCAAGCUUGCACAAAGGGGAAGGACUUACUGCUCCUGAUGAUGUGCCUGACAAUACUCCUGUGCUUCAGCAUCAAGAUUCAGUGUCAAAACUCCCAGUGCAAGUACAGAAACAGAUAUAUUCUGGAGAAGGAAAACACGGUACUCCUGAUAAAGUGCCAGGUGGAAAUCUUAUACUUGAACAUGAAGAUUCAGAGUUAAAAAAACAAGCACAAGUAAAGAAACAAAGAACUUCCAUAGGAGAAAGACUCAAGACUCGUAUUGGAGUACCAGAUGAAAAUCUUACGGUUUUUGAUCAAUAUCCAGUGUCAAAACUCCAAACUCAAGUAGAGAAACAAAUAAAUUACAGAAGGGAAAGGAGUCAGAGUUAUUUUGGAGCAUCAGGUCAAAAUACUCUGCUUGUGAAUGAAGAUUUAGUUUCGAAACCCCAAAAGCAAGUGAAGAAACAGAUAGCUUCUCGAGAGGAAAGACGCUAUACAUAUCCUUUUCAAAACCAGAAAAAUUAUAUAACAGUUGAAAAUCUACAUCCUGAGAAGGAGGAUUUGUUUUCAAGAAAGCAAUCCCAAACUCAGAAACCUAGAGCUAUCAAAAAGGAGAAUCUUGAUGCUCAGAAAGCAAGAGAUAUAUCAUCUGAGGAUGAAGUUGGAUCAAAAAGCCAGUCUCAAACUGAGAAACUUAGAGCUGGCAAAAUGGAAACCCUGAAUAAUCAAGAUGUGGAUGAACUCUCAGAUGAGAAAUUUGCACUUGAUGAUCUAGUAAGAACUAAAGGAUACAAGGAUAAAACUCAACUAAGUGGAGUUUACCACCCUCAGAUAUUGAGAAUUAAAAGGGAAACAACCACAGAACAUCCAGAUAUAGCAGAGAAUCUUCCAGAAAUGAAUCCAUCAAUUGAUGACUUAAUAUUUCAAUUAGAUUUAAACAAAGUAAUAGAAAUUGAUCUAGAACACUUGAAAGAUACUCUUGGAAGACAUAUACGGAUAGUGGGAAAUAAGACCCUAGCAAAGGCUCCCCUUGAGACUCAUACAGAGCGCUAUGCAGAAGCUACUGGAAGAAAUAUUCUAAAGGGCAAAAUCAAGAGUCAUCUUGCAUCUGAUGCAGAGCUAUUCCCAGAUAUUAUUGGGAGACGUUUCUUGAAGAGUGAAUUCAAGACACAACCCAAGAACCAUCUUGGGACUAAUGUACAAGGCUUGACAGGUAAAACUGGAAGAGGUGUAAUAAAGGGACAAUUCAAGACACAAUCAAGGAAUCUCCCUGACACUGAUACAGAGCACUUCCCAGAUGCUGUUGGAAGAAGUAUGCUAAAGAGUGAUAUCAAGACACAAUCCAAGAGUCAUCCUGGUAAAAGAGUGAAUUUAUUUAAAGACAAAGAUAAGUCCACACAACAUCAAACAGAGUUUUUUACUGGGCACAUCACAGGAAGUAAAUUCCCAAUGAACGUGAUCAAUUUUUCACAAGUUGACAAUCAAGAUUUACUUAAAGGCAAAAAUGCAUUUUUACAGCAAGAAAAUGUCUAUGCCAGGCACGUUGCACCAAGUAAAUAUAAAACAAAAAUAAUUACUUUAUCACCCUUUGAUGAUGAAGAUGCAUCUUUUGAGGACUUUUCAUCUUACAUGACUGAACGCCCAAAAGUACUUCAUAGACCAUCUAAGACUGGGCCAGGUUUUUAUAAAGCCAUCAAUUUUCCUUCACUGAAUAAAGAACAUUCAGGGCAUCAAAAAAAAUCAACCUUAAAAAAAAAGAAAAUUGAACAUGAAGAGACUCUGCCCACUGUGAUUGCUACAACAAGAAAACCUGUCUAUAAAGUGCCAUAUACAACUGCCUGAAAAUCUCCACCCCACCCAUACUUUUGAAAAUAAAUUAAUUCCGGGCAAAAUAAAUAAGGUGAGCAAACUUAUGGAGAUAGCAAUGAAAUUGCAGGAGUGGAAGCCUUAUGAAAAUAACAUUGCCUUGAGUGAAUGGUGUUUAUUGAACAAUACUGAGAAAGACCCUGAAUUAACAGGGUAGGCCCAAAUCAUGGAGGACCUUGAUCGGCAUCAG
Molecule: messenger RNA, 5405 nt
Organism: Bubalus bubalis (water buffalo)
Lineage: Eukaryota; Metazoa; Chordata; Mammalia; Artiodactyla; Bovidae
Gene: CCDC7
Product: coiled-coil domain containing 7
Exons: 48
Coding region: 350-5191 (1613 amino acids)
Source: RefSeq, a predicted model, not a curated record